GACACCGGAGAGCUGACGGUUAGACACCGGAGAGCUGACGGUAACAGACCGGAGCCUCCUCUUCCUGUUCCCGCACCGAUGCGUGACAGCGCGUGCACGUGCAGGUAAAACACCUGGUUUGGUCACAUGAUCACUUCUCUGGUAGCUGAUUGGACCAUGUGUGACCGGCGGAGGACCCACGUGUUCCUGGGGGCUCCUCCCCCCCCCUGUGAGCUGGGGGGGUCUGCAGCCGGGGCCCCCCCCACAGCAGGGCCCUCCCCCACAGGCUGGACCCACCUGGAGCUCACCUGGCAGGAAGCACACCUGAGACCUGCAGCAGACGAGGAAGCUGAUAGGUCCACAAAGACUCAGAGUUCAGUUCAGGAGUAUCUGGACCACUGCUUCCCUGGACGAGAACCAGGACCUGGACCAGAACCAGAACCAGGACCUGGACCUCCUGCUGAGCACCUGGUCCAGGACCCAUCGGUUCAGACUCACUUCCUGUCCACGUGGACCCUGAGCCAGGUCCUGGUCCUGAGAGGAAGCCCUGUCCCCCCCCAGCUGCCCCGCCCCCCCCUGAGGGUGCAGGAAGGUGGCGUCGUCAUGGAGACCACCACAGAGGGGGUGCUGUGCUCCCAGGAGGACGACCCCCCCCCAAAAUCACCUGACCUUAAAAAGGCUCGACUCUCUGAAGCCCCCCCCACCAGACCCCGGGGAGCCCCCACCACCGGGCCCUUAGCCCAACCCACUGGGCCCAGAGCCCCCCCCACUGGGCCCAGAGCCCCCACCAACGGGCCCCUAGCCCCCACCACCAGGCCCCGGGGAGCCCCCACCCUUCUGGCCCACUGUGAGGGGGGGGGCCGGUACUCGGUCCUGGUUGCCGUGGUUCAUCCCUGCUACCUGAAGGAAGUCCAGGUGAAGGCGGGGUCCUUGGUGCCUCUGGCUUCCAUCGUUGUGACCGACCAAUCAGCUGCUGACAGGAAGCUACUGCUGUGGAGACGGGCGGCGUUCUGGGUGCUGACCGUCAGCCCAGGAGACAUCCUGCUGAUCACAGAGCUGCAGGUGAGGGAGGACAGAUGGAGAGCAGAAACUGUCCUUCAGUCAACAUUCAGAAGCAAACUGCUCAACCUGGGACCAAUCGCUGGCUCCGCCCCCCCGGCAGCUCCUCAGCAGGUGGAUCCCUGUGCUCUCAGCUCUCUGUGUGGUUUUCUUCAGGAGCAGCGCCCCCUGCUGGUGUCCCUCCCCCGCUGCCCCCCCCAGGACCUGAACCGCCUCCCUUAUGCCACCCUGAGGUCACUACAGGUCAACACGCUGGUUCACGCCCUGCUGCGUGUCACACACACACACUCAGUAUGGAGCGGGGGGGCAGAGUCAGGCUUCCAGCAUCAGACUGUUGUGACUGUGGAGCAGCCGGGCGGUCAGCAGGGGGCGCUGCUGCUGUGGGGAGCAGCUGUGGACUGGCUGCCAAAGUUUAACAGAGACAGAGCUGUUGUCUGGGACGUCCGCUUCCUGUUGGUGAGGGAGGGUUUGACCUCUGACCUCCCAGAGCUGCACUCGACCCCCUGGAGCUCCGUCAGGUCUCUGGACCUGGCAGACCCCCGGGCCCAGGACUGGACCAGGGCCAGCCGGACCAGGACCAGCAGCAGUCUGGAGCUGGACCUCCACACCCUGCUGUCCCAGAGAUACUGUGGUGAGGUGGAUCUCAGUGUCCAGGUCGUCUCCUUCCAGUUCCAGGACUCCCCUCCUUCCCAAAAUGCACAGCGGCAGGUCUUGGACGGCUGCACGCCAUUGGCCGACAUCGUGGCGGCGCUGACUGAUGACAUCACGUACACGGGCUGCGGGCGCUGCGGCGGCGAGCUGGACACGGACGCUAACGGCAUCUACUGCCCCUGUUACCCCUGCCUGCCCCACACCGCCGUACGCCGCUACUACAGGCCAGCUGUGCUGACAGUGAGGGGGGGGGGCUGCAGCCAGGUGUGUGUUCAGGUUCCUCCGGUUCCUCUGCAGAACAUCCUCAACGUUCCACCUGAUCAGCUCCACCGCAGCUCAGCUCCAGGCUCUCAGGUGAAGCUCCUCCAGGUGGCAGCAGAGAGGAUCCGGAUCCUCUUCCUCCCCACAGAAACCGUCAUCAUCACGGUUCGGAGUCACUUCCUGUGCGAUGAAAACAGCGUCCCCAUCACUCAGGACUUCACCCUGCUGGACCUUCAGUUCCCCCCCGACUCUCUGUAGACCAGAACCAUCCAGACUCUGCUCUAAUGUAGAGAACAAGAUGGACAGGAUGUGACUGGAUCACAUGACCUCACCUACAAGUUUACAUUAUAUAGUUACUGUUAAAGCCACCUGAUUGGCUGAGCAGUGUUUACUUACAGCUUCAUGUAAAUAACUUGUUAAAUAUCAUUAUGAGAUAUAAACUGUUUAUUUUAACAUCAUGUUUCUGCAAAUAAAAGCUGGAAACCUUUAAUAUUUACACACUGAGACUCUGAAAUAUCAUCUGGAGCCUUUAAAAGUGAUCAAUCACAUCUUUAAAUCAGUCCUAAAACAAACAG
This is a messenger RNA of Scomber scombrus (Atlantic mackerel), 2525 nucleotides long. It is a transcript of the gene shld2, whose product is annotated as shieldin complex subunit 2. Gene Ontology annotation, cellular component: nucleus; site of double-strand break. The record is from RefSeq and is a predicted model, not a curated record. Gene Ontology annotation, biological process: regulation of double-strand break repair via homologous recombination. NCBI's taxonomy places the organism in Eukaryota, Metazoa, Chordata, Actinopteri, Scombriformes, Scombridae.